GGUAUUCUGGGAUAAUGGAUGCUAGCGUGUGGACGGAGACUGAGAUGGAGAUGGAUUUAUGUGCGCCGCAUGACGAUUCCUACACGCAUCUCCUUUUGCUCGAGGAGUACUGCCUUUUAAAAAAACGGAAAGCUUUGCUCGAACUCCGGGUUCCACGGCGUUGGUGGGUGAGACCCACCUGGGAGAAUCGGAAGGAGGAAUCCGAGUUCCACACCCCGAUGCCGCUGCUCAUGAACGCUGACACGGAGUAUUUUCAGAAGUACUGUAAGAGGUCGGCAGAAAAGUUUGAGGAGCUCCAUGCCCUCGUUGAAGGGCCGCUUACGAAGCCCUUCGUUGUGCGGGAACCUAUACGCCUCGUGCACCGCCUAUAGAGGCGCCACUAAAAGCCACCUAGCGGGCGCUUCCAACAGUACAUGCGGGAGCAGUAGCAGACGACAACCCUUUGCAGCAAGGAUGGCUGAAGUUCGCGGCUGCGAUUUCUCCUUUGUUCGGGUGCCAGGCUUCUUCUUCUGCGGUGACAGCUGUAGGGAAGAUGCUGACCUCUGUGCGAGCGGGUAUGAACACGAUGUUACCGGUGUUUGGGACAACAUGGUCCACAUACGUGCAACGUUCAUGUGUCCCGCAGACAAACGCCAUGAACCCCAUGUACAUGACGUGGAGCUCAUGUUGACUAGCCGAUAAAUUUUGUUGAGUGAUGCGA
Messenger RNA from Dermacentor andersoni, 700 nucleotides. The record is from RefSeq and is a predicted model, not a curated record. NCBI's taxonomy places the organism in Eukaryota, Metazoa, Arthropoda, Arachnida, Ixodida, Ixodidae.